This is a messenger RNA of Miniopterus natalensis, 5513 nucleotides long. RefSeq names its product ring finger protein 24 (gene RNF24). Gene Ontology annotation, biological process: proteasome-mediated ubiquitin-dependent protein catabolic process. Gene Ontology annotation, molecular function: zinc ion binding; ubiquitin protein ligase activity. The record is from RefSeq and is a predicted model, not a curated record. Lineage: Eukaryota; Metazoa; Chordata; Mammalia; Chiroptera; Miniopteridae. Gene Ontology annotation, cellular component: endomembrane system.
ACGUGUUUUUUCCUAUACGUACUGUAUAUAGGAUUUGGUACUCUCCAGGAGUCCACUGAGGGUCUUAGAAUGUAUUCCCCAGGGAUAAAGAGGGACUAUUGUACAUUUACAAAGAUGAUGCUGUCUUGGUUCUUAGUCUUUAUAACCUAAUUUUUUAAAUUCUUUUUUCCCCCACAGUUCAUCCAUGAGCUCGGAUUUCCCACAUUACAACUUCAGGAUGCCUAAUAUUGGAUUCCAGAAUCUGCCUCUCAACAUAUAUAUUGUGGUUUUUGGCACUGCUAUAUUUGUCUUCAUCCUUAGUUUACUCUUCUGUUGCUACUUGAUUAGGCUAAGACAUCAAGCACACAAAGAAUUUUAUGCCUACAAACAGGUUAUAUUAAAAGAGAAAGUAAAAGAACUGAAUUUACAUGAGCUCUGUGCAGUGUGUCUAGAAGACUUCAAGCCUCGAGAUGAGUUGGGGAUUUGUCCAUGUAAGCAUGCCUUCCACAGAAAGUGCCUUAUUAAGUGGCUGGAGGUUCGGAAAGUGUGUCCAUUAUGCAACAUGCCAGUUCUGCAGCUGGCCCAGUUGCACAGUAAGCAGGACCGUGGACCCCCACAGGGGCCCCUGCCUGGGGCAGAGAACAUUGUAUAGCUUACCACAGGAUCAAACUGUUGCAGGUUCCCACGUCCGCAUAGAGGCAGGAGGAAUACCAGUGCUCUCUGUGUUGGCUGCUCUAGCUGGGGUACCAGCUGCCACUUCCUUUGCCUCAUGAAGAACUCUUGGGCCAACUAAGCUGAGAACCCAGACUUCUGGGUCUUGUGACAACCAAAGCGCGCUGACACUACCCCAUGUCAAGAGAAAAGAAGUUGAAUGAGCCUGUGGGUUUGGUUCAAGAAACUUCAUGAGUCUCUUGCUGACUCAAUUACAUGCUGUCUCCUAGACACUUAUCUCCAUGUAAGGUGACUCUCAAGCAGAAGGGAAGAUAAACACAAGUGUUAGAGAAGGGAACUGAGAACAGGUCUUUAAAGCCACCAACCCCCCCACCCUGUGGACAGAUGAGCUUCUAUGCAGACUGUGCAUGCCUUAGCAGCAGCAAACCUUCCUGGCAGCCCCUGAGCCAAGUAAAACCAGCGGUUACCUCAACCGAAGCACGACCGGUUACCUGAUUGGUGAGACAGUGCCAACAAGGCUUUUCACCUUAUGUUUCUUUGAUAAGGCCAUCUUGGAACCCAAGGGCUUUGGUUACAGUGCCCCUCGCCGUGACUUCUCCUUCAGUUUCACAACACCUGCUUAUCAAAUUAUCUAAGCUGAAAACAUUAGAUGCAUUUGGAGAGGCCUGGUCAGAAGCCAUUUCCUCUUAUUUUCCCAUGCCUACUUCACCAGUGAGGCCUGGCCAAGCCGCCCACCAGGAUCCCCAACAGGGGGUGGGCCUCUCAGCCCUUGCUGUCCCUGUGUGCUCCAGGGGAUCUCAGUGCUACCCACAUUCCCCCAUGCAAAGUGUGGUUCCAGCAUAGCCACUGGUCUUGGCCCACUAUCUUGGGAGGUAGCCAAUGGGAGCCUCUCAAGACAGCUGAGAAUGGCUAGUCCUCCUGGCCCUGCUGAUAGGAUGCUGACCCCCUUGCCUCUCCCCUCGCCUCUCCCCUCCUUCCUUCCCUCUGUUCUCUUCCCCCUUUUGCCCUAUCUCUGUUUCUACUUCAGAGAAAAUGCCUGUCAUUGACUUUUUAACAAUUUAAAGCAUCCCAAAUAAGAUCCCUCUGUAAUUCUGUAGCUGGGGAUCCACUUGAAAUUGUAAAUAGUUUCAGGAAGCUCCUGCAGGGCUGCUCAUUCAUUGCUGUGUGCCUCAGUAUUCGGACUUGUGAAACUAAUUGAAAGCGUCUUUAUAGGAGAGAAAUGCAUGCUGUUCUUUGGCUUUCUGUCCAACUUUUCUAGAAAUGACUCAGAGUCCGUUGGGAUUCAUGAAUAUUGUAUAAAUUAGCUAAGAACUUUCUAGUUCUUUCCCACACCCUGUUCACCUCCUUCCAUUAUAGGGCUGGGCUCCUGGGCUCCAGCUUUGCUCUGCUCCCACUGGUGUGAGUAGGGCAGUUUCUCACUGCAAACAGUCUCCAUGGUAUGGAGAGAGGAUGGAGGAUGCUUUGCAAUUCUGCUUAUGGCAUGUAUCCAGGAAUUUUUUCUGGAAUCCAGCCUCUACCGUCUUAGAAUGGGAAAGGGAACCUGUCCUUGGCUCAGGUAGCUGGUCAAAGGAUGAGGAAAAUUCCUAUUAGCCCAGAAAAGUGCUGGACAGAAUCCAGUUUGGAAAAUUACAAAUCCACUUGGUCAGAAUUGGCUGUUUUCUGUGUGACCUAUUGUAUGGUAUUCCUAUGGUAUGCCAACUGGACUGUUUCUUAAACAGGGCAAGGAAAGUGUGGAAUAUUUUUAUGUGAAAGCCUUAGCCUGUUUGGCACCCAUGAAAAGAACAUUUGUACACUCAGACUUUCACCCUGUUUCUGCGUUCUGUUUGUAGCACAAUAGAGUUGAAUGCUGCAAAGUACCCAGUUUACAGUGAAAUGUUUUCAGUGACCAAUGUCAGAAGUAGGCUUACUUCUGGACUAGCCUCAUUAAUGACCAACACCCACCAUUUUCCAUGGAAUGGCCUUGGGACAAAUGUCAUCUUGUUACAGGGUUCAAAUAGGAAAGAGAAUUUUUUUCCCCAGAAAAGGAAUGCUUGCGCUCUAUACUGCAAAUUGCUUUGGCUCCGUUUUUGUAGGACUAUAGCCUUUCAGUUGCAGCCUUUUUCUGUCCCUGUGUCAGUACCAAGGAGACAGCCUCACCAAGUCCCUGUAUUUGUAGGGAGGCAAAUUAAUUCAUUUCACUGUGUCACAGUCAAAAGCAAGUUGAGGUCGUUGGCAUGCACUGGGCCAGACGCGCAAAGCCAGAUAGUUUAGAGGAAAGCUCGAGAAUGCUGUGCACUCUUCACUGGGCACUGUAGUGGGUCUGCUUUGCCCCAUGAGGUGCCACUAAUGUGACCUCAACACUUGUGUGGGGGCACUUUCUAAAAUGCAGCUCUUCCACUAGGACGGGGCUGGGCAUUGGCAUGCUGAGUGCCCCCUCUACUCAGUCAUCUCCCCUUUCUUGGCUUGGUGUCCUUCUGCAGCAUAGCCAUUGUCACUUGGCAGUAGUUCCUGGAAUUCUUAGCAACACAGCCUGAAUGCAUUUGCCACCCACAUUUGGGUCCUCCUCCGCACUUCCCUGUACUGCACUGCUCUAACUGCACGUGGCUGGGGGUUAAUCACAGUAUUGUGUGACAAAGGUAAAUUUCCAUCUGGACCUUUUUUUAAAGAAUGAGUCAAGGAUCCCUUAAUACACUUGGCUCAGGCUCACACCACACAGUGAGGCUGCCCUGUCCACAUCUAUCUCUGAGUGGGUGACCUUUUGUUAAUCUGUAGACGUGUGGGUACUCCAAUCUGCUCUGGGGCCACUGGCUAAUAACAUUUUACUUUGUCUUAAUGCAUCUUAAGCAGCUCCAAGAUUGGUUACUUGUGUGCCAUAGGUUAUUGGAACAGAACUCAGCCCCACCACCCCCAACUGGAUUCCACUGGUGACUGAAUCAUUAUCUAAUGGUUGCCACAGGCACAAUUGAAUUCAGCUGGCUUUAGAAAUGGAACAAAACCAGCCUGACUUGGAUUCUUGGUUAUCUGCCACUUUACUUUGCCACAGAGUGAUUGGGUUAGGCCUGCCCUUCCAGGGACCAGGACAAGACAAAAACGGCCAGAGGGGAAUAGGUGGCCGAUGCAUGAGGAAGUCUGGGCUGAGGGAUACAGGGACCCUCCCUCCCACCAUUGCCAGAUAGUCAGUUCUUCACAAGUCUUGACAAAUGAAGAGCAUUUUCCCCAGUGCCAAGCCCCUUGAAUCCAUGACCUCAGGCCCUUUCCACAGCCCCACUCCAAAGUGUCAUCUCCAUGGCUUGAUCCCACUCUGCUAAGCUAUUCUCAAUGACUGUAGUAAUUUUCUGAGAGGCUUUGUGGGAAUUUCCCACUGGGAGGCAUCUCCAAAGCUCUGGACAUAAAAAGUGAUCAGUGAUUUCAAUCAUCUUUAUUACUCACCAGGCAGGUGCCUUUCUGCCAGUUAUCCUCUCAGAGCCAAUUUCCUUACCCAUCACCCAGGGAUUGUAAGAACAGUAUCUUUACUGGCUCUUGCAAGAAUUAGCUGUGUCCAUGGUCCAGCAGAUGACAGGCCUGACUCAUGGGAGCUGCUGAUACUAGGCAACUUCGUCAUGCAGGGCUCCCAUUGUCCCAGGUCUGCUGGCUCCCUUCCUCCUCCCGAUCUUCCCUAGUCACGUCCAUCUGCCUCUGCCCAGUGCUCCCUGACUUGUUGCUCAUUGCUUAAUAUGCCUUUUUAAAUCCUGAAUAGGUAAUCCCUUCCCAUGGUCCAUAAGUCAGUCGUCUUGCAUCCCUGACAUCCAGCAAGCCCAACUUCUGGCCCCUGGAGCACCCAGUUUUGUUCCUUGUGUGUCCUUCCAGAGGUCAUUGAUGUAUAUACAGGCAAACACACGCGCACACACACAUGUGUAUUUACAUGCAUGUAUAUCAUUUUCCUCCACUCAACUGAUACUGGAGUAUACUCAAGGAGCAUUCCUAUUUGUGUGGGAAGAGCCACACCGGAAGUCAGCCUAUCUGUAAAAGGUGAGCCCAGAAUGGGGGAUGCUUUUGCAGUCACAUCCCUUUUGAGUAAGGCCUAUUUUUAUUGAUUGCAGCACAUGGGAAUUCUAGUUUCCUAUACAACCAAAAAUUGCAGUCCCUCCCCUGCUCGUAUCACAGAUGUCCAAAUACAGGAGCACAACCUGUUUCCAGACACUUUCUACUCUGUGACUACACACAGGAGCAGGCUCUGUAGCCAAGAACAACAGUGCAGGCCUCUCAUCCAGGUCCAGCAGCAUAGCAGCCACCUGAACAAGCUGCCCCCAGCCCACACCACCUUGGCCAGUUCCAAGUGAAGCCCAAGUCCAGCAGUGAUGCCUGAUAACUGUCUUGCUUUCUUAGCUGAGCACCCAUUUUUGAGGCAGGAGCUUGAGAAGCAGCAGCAACUGAAGGCCAAGGAACUGUCCUAUCUUGCGAGGCAGAUGUCUCAGAUGUUGCUAAGCAAGUAAGUGAUCAAUCUCAAAAUUCACCAUAGAUGUUCAGCUACAUGGGUCAGGCUCCCCUCCCCACUGUAAGUGCGCACACACACACCUUCCCCCCCAAAAAUGCUUCCCAUAUUUUCCUAGCCCACUUUGUCCACUCCAUGACAUUACCCUGAAGUUCAUUUCUGCCCCUGGAGAAUAUGAAAAUUAAAGCUGCUUCCUUUAGGCAACGUGGGGAGCAGGCCAUGGACUGCUGCCUCUCAGCCUUCACCCACCCCUCUGGUGUCCUGCCGCCCAGAGCUUCCCCAGGACGCAAAAGUGCAUUUGGGCCCGACCUGAAACUUGAAAAUGAACUGCAUGUAAAUCUCCACCCUUCUGUCAUGUGUUAAAUCUUGGCCCCUGGGUUAGUGUGUCUUUCACAUUAGCUGUUAUGAAUUU